Caenorhabditis sp. 36 PRJEB53466 is the source of this 6339-nucleotide messenger RNA. Lineage: Eukaryota; Metazoa; Nematoda; Chromadorea; Rhabditida; Rhabditidae. The record is from the annotation of a GenBank genome assembly.
AUGCUCACACUUCUGGAGCCGCCCGGGGCGAAGCGGUCCCCGAACGUCGGCAACUACAACAACAGAUCGGCACAGCACUUGUUAAAUUUAGGUAAGUUCUCUUUUUUAAAUCCAAAGUUAAAAUCAUUCUCUAAUUUCAGCGCCCGAAGAUGAAGAUCUGUACGAGACGUUCGAGGAGACCGAGGACUACGCGGAGAACGAACGCACCGGCAAUUUCAUGACGAGGGUGAGCUACUUUUGUGUCGAGAGCACAUUACUGGAACCCAAGAGCAGCACUUUCAGUUUCUUGACCGAUACCUCGUCGGAAAAUCGUCAUCUGCUGACUACAAUGACCGUUGGAAACGAGAAUUCCGCGCGAGACCCUCGUGGUGCGAUGCCGACUUGUGCCUGCAGCAGAUCAACCGGGUAAGACUGGAAUGGAGGGUACACAGAACGUCAUGGAUGUAGUAGCCAAGGCUCAUUUAUCAAUGAGCCGCUCUGCUCGAUUGGUUCUGUCGCUCGCCCUCUUCAUUCCAUUUGUCCCUCUUUCUCACAGAAUGGCAGUUAUUGGUGAAACAGAGGGCUUUAGUCGUUAGAGUUAUGGAUGGGAACGGGCCCGUCGUACCGCAUACACCCAUUAGCAUGUUAGAAUUCUUUCCCGUUAGAUUUAUAGGUUUGUUAUAGGGUCACUUCAAAGUGGUCCACCUUAUGCUUCAGUUCCGCAUUCGCAGGUUUUUGGCCCACAAGGAAAUUUUAAAACCUCGUUGAUCUCUGAAUGUUGAGAUCUGUCUCAAAGCGUUGGCUUUUCAUUUUUUCAUUGCCAUUCAAUCAACUUAUAGUGAGAGAAAGAGAAAUUUGACAUUUUGGCGUUGAAUUACUCACCUUGUUGGCGGCAAAUGAAUGAAAACGGAAGCGGGCUGAAGUGUUCACUCUACUCAAUUCUCGCCACUUUGCAUAUUUGCACAGUUUUGCAUUUCCGCAAAGUCAAUUUCUCAUCUACCCACUCAAUUCUCACACUUGUGAUACUUUGGAACUCGACAAGAAACUCGUCAGAUUAGUUUUAUAGACUGAUUUCUUCCGGAGAGGGAAUUUCUCAUCCGAAGGGCACUGACUGCUAGCAGUUGAAUUAGGCGUCGCUUUCCCCUCCGGACCGCCCAUCUUCUCAUCACGGGAAAGGCACACUCGACACGGAAUUGGGAGGAGAAGGGAGAAGAAAAGGGGCAAGGGUUUGAAAUUGGUUUCGAAAUUGAGGAUGAUUGAUGUGAGGGGACGAGAGCGCUCGCACGUUAAUUGUACGCUGGGUGGAUUGUUCAAAAUUUGAAAGCAGGGAUUACGGUAAUGGACCGGCCUUUUCCACAAAUCGGAAUAUAGUUGAAUAUGCACUUGGCCAAACUUUUUUAGUUAUUUUGUCUUGUGUGUCAAGGCUGGACACGCAUAAAACGUGCCUCCGAGGAAAUUCCAUCUACAGCUGGCGCCAUUUUCCUUUUGUUCUGUUCCGUGCGAAUGCCCUCACGCCAUAUCAUUUGGCACGAAAAAAGGUGUAUCCAAGGCCGAGGCGUCGUUUAUGACUCUUCAAAUGAGUGGGAUGAAAUGAGUCACUGACGACCUUGCAAUUGUCGCAUCUCAUCCCUCGUCUCCUUCGCAUCGGUGCAACACGAAAAAGAAAUUCAGAGUGCGAUUGCGCCUAUGUGAAAGAUGAGCAUCAUGGGCGAGUUUUCUCGCAGUAUCAAAUUGCGCACAUCCGAUCAUCACAUAGACACGCUUUUUGUGCAACACGAGUAAUGAGAAGAACUCUCGCUGCCUCGUGUUUGCUCAUCGAACUUUGUAGUUCUCUACCCUUUCUCCCAUUUUUCUUUUUUUUUCAUCAAACGUGAAACGAAACGAGCACAAAAAAGUUGCCGAGUUUUGAUGAGAAAUGAGGGUCUUGAAGGUAUUGGAUGACAGGGAAACGAGGGGUGUAAUGGGGCGAAAGAACAGAGGUUGGCAGCUGAGAAACGAGGGCGCAAAACGUGAUGUAUCGAAAGAAAGUGAGGUUAUGCAUUUUUGAUGGAUUACCCCAGGAAAUAAGAACAAAAAAGAGUGAAAAAACUCGACAAAUGUCUUGAUGAGGGGUUAGCAAUUGUGCUCUAUUGCACAUUUCAUCAUGAAGAUUACGUCAUUUACAGGGCAAGGCAACGGGUAACCGAUAUGCUCUCUACUCGCGAAGUCUGAUCCAGAAGCUUCUGUUCUCUCUGGGAAAUGCCGUUCACCGCAAUGCGUGGUCCAUCAUUCUCACCAUUUCAAUGUUCUUCGCUCUCUGCUGCUACGGACUUCAAUACGUGCACAUUGAGACGGAUAUUGUCAAGUUGUGGGUAGCACGUGAGUUUACUGACCGAGGAAGUGUCCAAGAGAAAAGGGAUAUGUUUCAGAAGGAGGACGGCUUGAUGAAGAACUGAACUUCCUGCCAAACAUCAAGCAAGCGAUGAAGAACUUGUCAGGGGACUCAGGACCGGAAAUACCGAGGGAGAACGGACUGGGAGGAGGAUAUCAGGUGCUGAUUCAGACGCCCGAGUACGAAGGACAGGACGCGCUGGCACAAGGACCUCUUCUGAAACACGUCGAGAUUAUGAAGCACAUCGCCAGUUUCAAUGUUUCCGUUCACGGAGUGUGAGUAUCUUAUUCACCGUUCUCAUUGUGAUCUCUUUUUCAGUGACUGGUCCCUUUCCGACAUCUGCUUUAAGCCGGCUCCUCCGUCCGUUGCUGCCGAUUCUCCAGCUGCUCAGCUUGGCGACGUAAUCGACCGAAUCGUUCCGUGCAUCUGGAUCACCCCCAUAGACUGCUUCUGGGAGGGAUCGAAAGCUCUUGGACCUCAUCCGUCGCUUCCAAAGUCCUCUCUGGGAGUGUUGAGCAUGCUUCUCAGUUCCCUUUCGGUACACGAAAUGAUCCGUUGGUCGGAUUUCGAUCCAAUUGCCGUCAUCGACGAAGUCCACCGUACAUUCAACCUCGGUUCCCACUACACAUUCUUCGAGCGUGCUGGUGUUGGACACGGCUACAUGGACCGUCCGUGCAUCGAUCCACUCGAUCCGGAAUGCCCGAAGAUGGCCAAGAACCACUUCGACGUGUGCCCCCACGUGGAUCGCAUUCGCGAGGUGGCGAGGAAGUACGGAACAGAACUGAAGCAGGAGCUGAUAAAGGACGAGAGCUUUGACUUGUUCUCGCUUUUCGGGAGAAAGAAGAGAGAGACCGAGCCGCAAAUGAUCCAUCCAGCUCAGCCAGCCGAUUCGAUCAACCAGGCGGCUCCAGUGACGGCUCCACCAGCUCCGACCACAACUACGCUGUCUCCAGAAGAAAUGAAAGAAGCAGCGGAGAAGGAGAGCAAACAAAAGGAGCGAGAAGCCAGGGAUUGUGAGUUUGACUGCGUCGGCACUUUCUGGUUGAAACUAAUCAAUUUUCAGACUGUCAAUCCUUCCGCAACUCAUCGUUCCAUUGGCUUCGCGAGAAUCCUGACAAAUGGGCGGAAGUGAUGCCAGAGAACCUUUUCCCGAAAAAUGUGGACUUUGCUGCCGAGAUGACUGGCGGAUGCUCUGGAUUCGCAUCGAAAGUGCUCAACUGGCCCGAAGACAUGAUUCUCGGAAAGCCAAGACGGGUGAAGAAGGGAGGAAAACUGACCGGCGCUGAUGCUCUGCAGUCUGUGUUCCUAGUGGCCAGUCCAGCCGACGUGCACCUUCGAUUCCAGCAGAAACAGGGAAGAAAACCGAUGAAGGAUGGAUUGGAUAUGGAGAAAUGGAAUGUGACUGCUGCCGAACAAGUGCUUCAGGCGUGGCAGAGAAACUUCACAAAGUCACUCUACAACCACAAGGCCAACGUUGAUGAGAGUGGAAACGAACGCAGAACCCUCCACCCACUGGCCUCCACCUCCAUCGCUGACAUGCUCGAAGAGUUCUGUCAGUUCAACUACGCCAUCAUCUUUGCCGGAUACGCCUUGAUGCUUGCGUACGCCAUCGUCACGCAGGCUCGCUUUGACAGUUGUCUGCCGUCCUCCGAGUCUUCGAUGGGCCUUGCUCUCGCCGGAGUGCUCGUCGUCACUUUCGCUUCGGUCGCUGGUCUCGGUCUCGCCACGUGGUUCGGAAUUGAAUUCAACGCCGCCACGACACAAAUCGUCCCAUUCCUGACGCUGGGAAUUGGUGUCGACAACAUGUUCAUGCUCUUACACAACUACCGUGACGUGGUCAAAUUGGCUGGAGGACAUGCUGAGAUGGCUAUUUUGAUGCGCGAAACUGGAAUGUCCAUUCUGUGCACAUCGAUCAACAAUAUCCUCUCGUUUCUCACCGGAACCCUCCUCCCAAUCCCGGCGCUCCGAUCGUUCUGUGCUCAGUCGAGUAUUCUGCUCACAUUCAACUUCAUCGCCAUCCUUACCAUCUAUCCGGCCAUCAUCUCGAUCGAUCUGCGAAGGAGAAAGGCUCAGCGACGCGAUCUUCUCUGUUGUCUCUAUGGAGACACUCGGGAAGAGUCGUACUCGAUGAUCUCGAAGCCGAAGAUCCAGAACAAACGAAUCAUCGGUGCUCCAUCGGAGGCUUCCAUUAUGCAGCAGUUCGACGGAAUCACCCAGGCUCAGAUGGCUUCGAGCGACGAUCCGUCUCCGUGGUCCCUUCAUGCGUUCAUUCGGUAUUACUACAUUCCGUUCAUCUCGAGACCUUCGAGCAAAGUGGCAAUCAUUGUAUUGUGCUGUGGUCUUCUCGGCGCUUCGUUCGUUGGAAUGCAACAAUCGACUCUCGGUCUCGAGCUCGGAGACGUGCUCCCAGAGCACACCGCACCGGCUCAAUUCUUGAGGGCCAGAGACAAGUACUUCAGGUGAGCAUGACAAAAAGAACAGGUUCCAGUAAAUUCGAGUUUUUUUUUCAGUUUCUAUCCGAUGUUCGCUGUCAUCAAAGGACCCAACAUAGACUAUGCUACCCAGCAACGUCAAAUUGACAACUAUCGUCAGUCUAUUGGAUCUUCGAAGUAUGUAAUCAAGGAUAAGAACGGCUUCCCGUCGGAGAAGUAUUGGCUGGGCCUGAUGAGAGAUUGGCUGAUCAGUGUGCAACGUGGAUUUGAUGAAGAGCUGACCAAGGGAUCAUUCGAUAUCGAAACUGGAAUGAUAGUCCGAGACAACGUGUCCGAGGAUGCCCGCAUCGCCCACGCCCUUAUGUGCUCGCAUGGAGCAUCGUUUGAGUGUGCGGGAAGAGUCGGUCACAUCCGUCUCGUCGAUGCCAGCGGAAUGAUUAACUACGACGGAUUCUACAACUACCUGACGGCAUGGUUCAACGUUGAUCACAUGAUGUACUAUGUGUCGCAAGCAUCGUUCUUCCCGACGCCUCCGAAAUGGGAUCUGAGCAAGAACCAGUCUGCCAAUUACAUUCCGGCCGCUGCUCCACUUGCCUACUCGCAAAUUCCGUUUUACUUGACUGGUCUGACUGAUACGGCAGUAAUCGUGGAUGCAAUCAAAGAUAUUCGCAGUGUCUGUGACCGAUUCACUGCAGGAGGAUUGCCUAAUUUCCCGCAAGGAAUCGCAUUCACAUUCUGGGAGCAGUACCUCUUCCUGACCGGAAACCUCAUGCAGGCAAUCGGAAUCAUCACCGUUUCCGUCUUCUUCGUCAUUUCCAUACUUCUCUUCAAUCCAUGGGCCGCCCUUAUGGUCGUCUGCAUUCUGGCAAUCAUGACUUGCGAACUCGCCGGGUUCAUGGGUCUCGUUGGCAUUAAACUGAACCCAGUGUCCGCUGUCACUCUCAUCACCGCCGUCGGAAUCGGAGUUGAAUUCACCGUCCACGUUGUCGUUUCGUUCUUGACGGCUCUCGGAACAAGGGCGCAGCGGACGUCGUCUGCCGUCGACCGGGUAUUCGUGCCUGUCAUUCAUGGAUCGUUUUCGACACUUCUCGGUAUUCUGAUGCUCGGAUUCUCGGAAUUUGAGUAAGUGAUCGAAUUGAAAUGUUUGAAAUUAAUAAAAAUUUUCAGGUUCGUCGUGAAGUACUUCUUCAUUGUGAUGACUGCUCUAAUCGGAACAGGAAUCAUCAACGGACUCAUCCUUCUGCCGGUUCUGCUCUCGUGGUUCGGACCGAGGAGAGAGGUGAGAAUCAAUAACUAUCACCUUCCCUAUAACUUUAUUUGCAGAUCUCGCCAACAGACGGAAAGACGACUCUCCAACUGCCGCCACCUCUUCCGAAGACCGGGAACAGCUCCCGUUCGGGUGGCGAUGAUUCGGACGAGGACGACGAGCCGAGUGGUCUCGUGAUGUACUCGAGGCAGUCGGCCCCAACGCGGACGUCUUCGGGGGGUGUUUCGCACGGAAACGGAUCGAGGCGCAGUGCGACAAACAACACUUCACACAGACAGCCGGUCGUGUAG